AUGAUCUCGCACAAGGGCAACUCGUCCCGACUACUACUAUUAUUCGGGUUGCUCGCUUCAACGGUAUCGCCAACGCAGGCUGUUGGCAUCCUGCUGCCACGAAGCAGCGAUACCUGUCCCAGCGACUACACACAAUGCUCCAGUAGCGGUCUUCCCAGUACCUUCUGCUGCCCCAGCAGCUCCACCUGCAUCAGUCUCGACGACGCCAGCUCCGCCAUCUGCUGCCCAGCCGGGCAGAGCUGCGACUACAUCGAGCCCAUCACCUGCGACGUACAGCUGCAGAACGCGACCGCCCACCCCAAGAACAGCGUGCACACCACCCGCCUCGACGAUAGCCUGGCCAAAUGUGGCUCGAAAUGCUGUCCCUUCGGCUACACCUGCACGGGGGACUCGCUCUGCAGCAUGGACACAUCCACCGCAUCCACCGCAACAGCAUCCAGUGCCACCUCCUCAACCACCUCCUCCACCACAUCCUCCUCCUCCUCAUCUUCCCUCGCAACCGCCAUCUCCGCCACAGACCCCCGCGUCUCCACCUCCUCAGCCGCGGACAACACCAACACCACCACCAGCGCAACAGCAACACAGCUAAAAUGCCCGCAGUACCCCACAGCAGCCGUCCUGGCCGGCUUCUUCCCCGGCGCCCUCCUCGGCGUAACGGCCACCCUCCUCUCCCUCCUCCUGUACCGCCACUACCGCCGCAAGAACCUGCCCCCGUCCGCCAAGAUCGCCCAAUUCACCCACCGCUCCUCCAAGGGCACCCUCAUCGGGAUCUCCUCGCCCAUGCCCUCGGAGGAGACAGCCUACCGUACCGACUUCCUCCUCCGGCGGACGCAAUCCCGAGCCUCGAAGGCCACAACCACCGGCUCCCGGUCCCGGUCGCGGUCCCGAUCCCGCUCCAUGAUCCAGAAGACCAGCGGCCGGGUCCGGAGUCUGUUCAACCCACACAAUCCCGUGUACCAGCGGGAGGGCACCACCGCUAGGGGGGUUGGCGGUGGUGCAGGCGUCGAGACGGCGCUGGUGCCCGAGAAAGGCGGAGGGAGCCGAGUCCCCGUGCCGGUGCCGCCGUUGCCGCUCAACAUCAACGGGAACCUCGUGGUGAAGCAGUCCCAGCAGGACGGGAAAGGUGGCGUGGCGACCUACAGCUCGCCGCCGGUGAUCCCGGCGUUGCCCCGGACGGAGAGUAUUCGGGUGUAUACGCCGCCGGGCGUGUUUGCGACCACAGGGGUCCUGAAGCCGGACGCGUAUCCGACGAAUCCCAGGGCCAUGGAGGCGUUUUCGGAGGACCCGGAGGGCUCGGGUGGUGGUGGUGGUGGUGGGUUGAGUAGAGGGAAUUCGAGGUUGGGGUCGCAGCGGAGGUAG
This is a messenger RNA of Aspergillus aculeatus ATCC 16872, 1359 nucleotides long. RefSeq lists its product as uncharacterized. The transcript has a single exon. Bases 1 to 1359 code for a protein of 452 amino acids. Lineage: Eukaryota; Fungi; Ascomycota; Eurotiomycetes; Eurotiales; Aspergillaceae. The record is from RefSeq and is a predicted model, not a curated record.